AUGUCGACAAUUACCAGCGAUGAGAUCGGUGAGAAGAUCUUACAGUCGUCAGAGAGUAUUACAAAGAGUUAUGCUCGGCUGCAAUUGUUGAUGGAGAACUAUUCGACCAUCGAGUUCCGUUGGAAGAAGUACAAUACUAAAAAACGCCAGAACCGGCUUGAAAAAGCAUGGCAAAAGAUGCCUAUUUUGCAACGACCUGAUCUCUGGGAGUACAACCGAACCGGCUAUGAUGGUAGUUCCGACAACCCUGCGGUAUUCAUGUGGCCUGAUAUUAGCUUGCGGGCAUUGAAGGAUGAGAACACACUUUUGGAUUUCCUGAGCGCCCGUUGCCAUGACCCACCUUAUAAUUUCAUCUUCGCCGACCGCGAGGCAGUAGAAUUUGGCGUCAUGACCUCGAAUAUUCAGCAGGAAAAACACUUGGCUGAAACCUACGACGUCGUGUUUUAG
Penicillium subrubescens is the source of this 447-nucleotide messenger RNA. RefSeq lists its product as uncharacterized. Bases 1 to 447 code for a protein of 148 amino acids. Lineage: Eukaryota; Fungi; Ascomycota; Eurotiomycetes; Eurotiales; Aspergillaceae. The record is from RefSeq and is a predicted model, not a curated record. The transcript has a single exon.